UUUAUCUAGCUAAGAUAAACAUUGUUGACAGGUCACACAGCCAAUAUUGGUAGUAUUUAAGAUUGGGGUUGAGGUUGAUAAGCGUGGAUGUUAGUGGGUGGGAAAGGCGAUUGGACUGUCGACAGCACAGUAAUCCUUGCAUGCAACAGGGCUGUGCUAGUCUUGCUGCCACUCAUAAACCUCCACUACUUCACCAAGAUUUUGACACAUUGUUGUCCCUACUUUAUUCUUCUUUCUCGAAAAUACAACGUCUAACUCAUCGAAUUAAAUUGGAAAUUUACAAAAGUUAGCAAGAAAAUAUUGGAAGUGAGAGCGAAAACCUUUGGUUGAUUCUAAGGGAGGUUUAGGUCGGUGGAUGUCGAUAGGUUGAGUCAGUUUGGGGCGAGUCCCGGGGAAGAUGGCGACGUCUGUGUUGACUCCCGUCAAGACCGAGGACCAGAUCCUCUAUAACUCCAUGCUGGAAGAUGACCCCAACGACAACUCCGCCACAAAUGAAGAGGAGAAGACUAAACCUCGGUGGGGGCCAUACCAUAAGGGCGCCAAGGAGCUUGCUGGAUUAUACAGUAGAGGGAAGCGUAUGCAGGAAAUAGUGUGUGUAUGCAUCUGUAUAACGUUGUUGGUAGUCAACUUAUACUUUAUGGCAGUUCAUUUUAAGUUUGAGAAAGUGACUACGAUUUUCCUUGUGGCACUAGCGGGGAUCUUUACAGCAGACUUUGCCUCAGGAUUCGUCCACUGGGGAGCAGACACUUGGGGAUCAGUAGAACUCCCUCUCUUAGGCAAGAACUUUAUUCGUCCUUUCCGAGAGCACCACAUUGACCCAACUUCCAUCACCCGACAUGACUUCAUAGAAAUUAAUGGAGAUAACUUUAUGCUCACCAUCCCAGGCCUGAUGUACAUGACUUGGAAUUUCUGUUCCAAGACCAACGAACAGAUUCAGGCCAGUUACUACUGGUUUGCUUAUCUCUACCUUCUGGCCUUAUUUGUGGCAUUAACUAACCAGAUCCAUAAGUGGUCUCACACAUACUUUGGCCUCCCACGCUGGGUUACUAUAUUGCAGAACAUACAUAUCAUCCUGCCCAAACGCCACCAUCGCAUUCACCAUGUGGCACCCCAUGAGACAUACUUCUGCAUAACUACUGGCUGGCUGAAUUACCCCCUGGAGAAGCUCAAGUUUUGGACCUCCUUAGAAUACUUGAUUCAGCUGGUGACAGGCUGCAAACCCCGUGCUGAUGACUUCAAGUGGGCACAGAAGAGGGAAUGAAAACAAAGCAACAAUGCUGCAUGAGCAGUACAUAAUUUUUCUGAAUCAAAAAUUAGAAAAGUGGGAUAUGAUGACUAGAAACAUUGUCUAUGGGAGAAUUCAAAUGUAUUAUGAAUGCACAAGAUGUUUACCAGUGGAUGAUGCAUGAUGAGUUACCUGCCCAUUUUGAAGUAGGACUAUAGUAUUAAAACUUAAGAGAGAAAAGGAAACGGGUUUUUAACAUCGGCUAUAUUACUACCUUAGGUACAGUCCAAGUGUAGAACUUAAGGUGAUUCAUAUGUACUGUAUAUGUAUUCAGGUGUAGAUUGAGGAGAUUUAUUCAUUAAAGAUAAAGAGUAAUCAAAUGCUUCUUUUUGUUAAAAUUAUUGCAUUUUUAUGGGACUAGAAUGUUGUGUGCAAAGAUAUUGAUGUAAUAAUGAAUAAAUCAGAUUAUUUUUUUUUAAUGAAGGAGAAAGAUAAGAUGAUUCUCACAUGGUCUUCAUUUAAAGAUGUAUUAAUCUUUUGUAUUAUGGCUGAUGCUGUGAGGUAAGUAUUUAAUUAAAAGUGCUUUGAAAAGAUGAAAAUUUACUUUAAUGCAGAUUUUUUAGAGGGAUGAGUGAAAUAACCAACAUCUUACCUGCCAUGCCAGUCAUUGAAAUUUUGUUCUUUCUUGUCUUUGUCGGUGGAAGCAUUAUUUUGCAUAGGGAUGCCAACAAUUUAUAUUAAUAAAAGAGAUGGCAAAAUUAUUACAGUAGUGAAUACUUCUUUGUGAUAGUGGAUGUCACUGAACAAGUUGUAAUCUAUUCAGUGAUUGAGUUUGAGCAGCAGAGGUAUGAGCCUUGCUUCCUCCUUUUGCACUGUGAGUUUAAAAAUAUCCAUCUAGAUUAUUUUUUGGCUCCAGGAAGUAUGUCCACACUACUCUCAUUUAGUCCCAGUUACUAAAGGUACAGUGGCUGGCUCACCUAUUUGCAUUGGCAUUGUUUAUCAUAAAUUUUUAAAUUUUGGUUUGAUGUGCUCUUGGUUGUGUAUACUGUAAUGUUUACAGUUACUAUAACUCUUAAAUGUAAGAUGGCUUUGAAACUUGAACAGAUUGCUAAGCCUGGAAAAUAUAUUUUUUACAGAGACCCCCUUGAAGUCAUUGGCAGAUAACAUAUCUUGGCAUCCCUAUAAUAAAUAAUAUUGCCACUCAAGUUGGUGGCAGCCAAGCACUUCAGUUCCACUUGAUCUUAAAAAUAGCCUCUGCCCACCUUUGGCAUCCUUAGCAAGAGUUAUGAAUCAUAGAAGUUGAUUGGUUGAAAAAAAAUCAGUAUUUAAUAUGAACAAAAAUUCAUAUGAAACUGAAACACUGUGAUUACAUUUUAAAUCUGAGAUUUUUCUACUAAUCACUGGACUUCCAACCAUUUUGUUGCCAUAUUGGUCACUUCAUAAAACCAAUGCAGCCAUGGUGUAAAAAAAAACUGGGAGGGGGAGAGAACCAUCCUACACUUAUGGAGAUUUGAGUAUGCAAAGGUAGGAGUAAUUAAGCAUUAAUGGGGAAUGUUAAAGGCCAACCAAAAAAUAAUGUACAGUAUACAGGAAAACCACUCACCCAUAAAUCGGUUUGGGGCAAAACUAUAGCAAUAAACUGCGCACUAAGCUUAACAGAAAGGAGGGAGAUACUGUUUGUCCACUAAGAAGUGGUGUCUGGACCCAUAAGGCCAGGUUCGGGCAAACAUAGUAUCUGAAGAGUGUGUAGAUGACCACCACCUCAUCCCAAUUAUGAUGUGACCACACCUUAGCUCAUACUUUAAUACCAGUAAGCUAUAAAAAUCACUCUUGGAGUCUUGGUGAAGAAUAUAAAUCUGGAAUGAACUCGGCCAUUUAGCAGGUUUAUAGGGGUAAAUAUUUACAUUCUGGAGCAAUACUAAGUUCUCCAGUGCUUUCACAUGGGGGUUUUGUCCACCGCAGCACCAUGGGCCCUGCUACUUGAACCCCUCUCUGGUUCAGACUUUUUAGAUAUUUGUUAUCUUCAAGCCUGUACAGUAUAGUGGGAAGUUGAGAAAAGGCAGUGACAUGACCAGUGUGGCAAUGUUAGUAAGCAACCAACAACUUGUACGAAUUGUAAUGGUCACUAAGGACACUUAAUAGUGAAUACACAUACUGUACUGGUUAGAUUAACUGUAAGAUGAGACACGAUUGAUGGUUUUUCACUUAGCUGUACUGUAUAUAGGAAGAAUGACUACUUUUCUAUGUUUUUGUCUUGCUCUAGAGGAAACAUGAUGUCAGUAAUGCACCAUUGAUUAUGUAAUGAAACAUAUCCAGAAUGAACUACAGUCAGGGGUUGUGAUAUAACUGACAGAGCUAGUGUUUAACAUGGCUGAUGGUUUUCAAAAGGCUGCAACCUUGAUACAUACGUGUUUAUAAAUGCUUCAGACAGGAUUCCUUGUGCUCUUUCUUUGAUCAAGCAAUAGAAAGAUAAUGAAAUAAGUUGAACUAGUCUUGAAAAUUUGGAAUCUGUUUUUUGGUGCAUCAUACUGUAACAUUUGUCUGGCUUUGUUCCAUAAGACAAGUGUGGGACUGCAUCUUGGGAUUUUUGGUAGUGCCAAUGUUUAUGCUGGCUCUUCAAAUCCCAUAAACGUGAUAAACUUUGAUGGCUUGUAUUUUAUGCCAUUGGCAUUUAGGUAUGUGUAAAGAUUUGUUUGUCACCAUGUACUAUAUCUGCUGAACAUUAGCAGUGUUACUGUGUGAAGAUGUGCUAUGUAAAGAUUUUUUUUUCUCCAUAAUGUCAAAUGAUAAUGAAUAAGCUUUAAUUCCUCUCUGGAUUUACAUAAGCUGGCUGGCUUACAAUGAAGCAUUGCUCUUACUGUGUUUGAGUUAGAUUAGUUUUAUUAAUGAAAAUCUGGUUUGUAGUUCCUUUCUAAAGCAAAUUUUUGUGUCAAAUAUGAAAUACAUUGUAAAUGUACUCUUUAAGGUUCAUGAACUACAUGUUACAUUAACCCCUUCACCAAAUUUUUUGUUCAACAAGGGAGGAAAUGCUUGCUAUCGCCUGUCCAGUCUGGUUCAUAUAUAGUUUAAUGGUAUGUGAGUAUUUGUGUAUGUAUGUAUGUACUUGAAUGUGUGUACACAAUGAUUCUCACAGAGAAGGAGUGUCUUGGUUAAUGUUAGAGUGUAGUAGACUCCUUGAUGGAGAGUAAGAAUGAAUGUGACCAAAUUUCUGUGGAGGAAAUUCCCUUCUUAAUUGUAAUGAUCCCUCUCCAAGUUGCCUAGUGAUUCUCAAGGUGUUCAGAAAAGUGGAUAUUAGUUAAGGAGAAGUAGAGAAUAAGGCACAGUGCUGUGUCCAUACUUGAUGACUUAAAGAUUUAAAGUAACAGUGGUCUCAUAGUUAGGUCAGUUGAUAGUAUGUAUUGUAGUGAUCUAUUUUCGUCAUAAUAUCCAGUACAGUUGUCUUGAAAGGGAGGGGGUUAAUAAUAUUAACAUGUCUUUUUGUGUGUCAUUCAUUUUUUUUUUUCAGUAUUGUAUGUAAUUAUGAAUUUUAUAGGAACAUAGGUGCCAUAAUGAAAUAUAUGAAAUAUAAAUACAUACAUACAGGCAUAUAUAUGCAAGAUAAUGUCCAUCUCCAGUCAGAAUGUAUUUCAGAUGUUAGUAGUUGUUGUUAUCCAUGGUUUAAGCUCAGUUAGUGAUGCUUUUAUGGGAUUAGCAAAAAUAUUUGUAAGUGACUACUUUUGUGUCUUAGUAAUGAAUGUGUGUGUAGGAUGAGCACCAUUUUGCUUGAAACUGAAGUUAAGUGAUCAUCACCUUUGAGGAGUUCCAUUGCAAAGGUGUUUUCAUAUCCACACAAUGAUACAAAAAACAUUAGGACCAUGAUGUUCCUAAUUGUCUUAGUCACAGUAUUUGAUGAUUUAACUUAUCAUGUCAGCUAGGGGUAUUUUGGGGAACCCUAGUCAGUAGCACUGCUCCUUUUUAUAGCAUUUUGAUACUCAUGGGCUGGGGACAGUGAGGAGGUUGUUUGUCUUAGCUCUUCACAUUGCAGCUUUUAUAUAUAUAUAUAUAUAUAUAUAUAUAUAUAUAUAUAUAUAUAUAUAUAUAUAUAUAUAUAUAUAUAUAUAUAUAUAUAUAUAUAUAUAUAUAUAUAUAUAUAUAUAUAUAUAUAUAACACACACACACACACGAAUGAGGUUUAUAAAUGUAUUAGAUAUGAUUCUCAGGAGUCCUACUUGUACUGAAAGAUGUCACUUGCAUUGGAGAGGCAGUUAUUAUUUGGGCUUUUGGCAUGAAGGUUGUUGUAAAAAGAAUAUGUGAUAAAUAUUGAUGUAAGGUAUAGUGUAAGAAAAAAGGAACAUGUCACUAUUAAAACUAACAAGGAAGAAACAUAUGUUCUUCAUAUGUUUUAAAUUUCAUCUACUCCAAGUAAAAGUGAUUUUCCUGUGGCUGCCCUUAUUUUAUACAGACAUUGUUAGUGUGGGUCCAUCAACAGGCCUGUCGCCUUAUUCCUUCCUCAGCCCAUUGGUGCGCUGCCCUCCUGCCUCUGACCCAUCCCAGGUGCUGUGUUUAUCAACAUUCUUGUCGAACAUUUGCAUAAUUCUCAUGUGGCUCAAACUACCAAUGUUCUCUCUCAACAUGCUAGCUUAUUCAUCAUCAUCUUCACUUGAAGCAAUAUCAUCAUAUCUAUUUUAUGCACAUUUGUAAUUUUUGAAAUGCUUUGCAAAGAUGCUUGGAUAUUUUUUAUUUUGUAAAUAUAAAAUUCAUAUAUAAAUAAAUAUAUAGUAAAUUUGAUAUGUUUGGAAAAGCUUAACAUUGAAAUGUCAUAUUUUAAGUAGAGCAAUGCUAAUUAACUGUGAUAGUUUUAACAGUAGCUGAACUAAAUGAGAAUGAAUACCAUUCACAUCUUGGACUCCCAAUGAUAGCGGGAAGAGUUUCUCGUGGGUGUUGUGCAGCCUCAGAGUAGAUGUGUGUGGAUAGGUCCUCCUUCACCUUGGCUUUUGUGCGGGCUCCUGUGUCUGGGUUUCUACACUCACAUGGCUGCUUCCACAUUUGUAAAUGUAGCUUAAACUCUGUGACUGUAGAUGGUAGGUAGUUAUCUUGGUAAUGAAUGGUCAUUCUAUGUCCUUGAAAUGAGUGCAAGAUUAUGUGGUAACAGCCUGAACAGAGUCCUGUGUGUAUUAACCUUUUAAUACUGAAACUUCAAUGGAUUUCUAAAUAUUAUUUUCUCUUUCGAACCUGGAUAGCUUUUGCUGUACCUGGCACAAAGAAUUUGUAGUGUUUGCACUGAGUAUAAUGUAGAAUGCAUCUCAGCUUUUUAUUUAUAGCUUUGUUUAUUUUGUCAAAGGAAAUGGUGGGAAAAAAUGGAAUCCAUUGUAGUCUUAUAACCUUGAACAUCAUGUUCUUGGUGCUUAGAAGAAGAAUUUGUAAUGAUAUUUUUGCACAAUUGAAGUAGAAUACAACAUGGAUUGACAUGGUAUUCGGUGUAUACUUUGGUAAUCACUGUAGUUAUUGCCGUUACUUUUGUUAAGGUAACAAAAUACAUGUAGAUUAAAAUAGUCUCUUAGUAGUUUGAAUGUUUCAAACCAGAUUUCAUGAAGGUGCCAGGUGAUUGUGAACAACAGAAUGUAUUAUAUCUUUUUUACAACUCAAACAUUAGAUUUCCAGUCAAAGAUGACUUUUACAAAUGGGGUAAAAUAAAUGUUCAAGGAUAUAAAGAUGUGGUAACUACCCCAAGUCUUUGUGACACCUAUAUGUAUUCCCCAGAUUUUGUUUUUAUUUUCUAGUCACCACAGACAGAUUAUUAUGAUUUAGUCUUAGAUAAACAUAUCCAUAUCACUCACUCACUCAGUUGGAUGGGUGUGAAGCAUUUUCUAUACAAAAACAUAGAUACAUACAUGUAUAAAGUAGUACACAGUUUCGUUUUGGUGCAACUACCUAUACACACACUGGCACUUUCUUCCAAAUUCACUUAUAUUUUUGUAGGCUCUUCAUGAAAAUGUCUCUUUGAGAAUACUGUACACAAUAAAUGUGCUGUCAAUGUACAUACUUAUUUGUGCAGUAUAUAUGCACACGUUGUAUGGCAGUUGGAUUGAUAGUGACCAGGACAUUAUAAUCAAAAAUAUGACAAAAAAAAAUCAUAACUAAAGGAUCACAUUUUUUUAUACUUUAAUUGAUACAUCUUGUUGUAGCAUAACAUCAUUUAACAAAAUAUCUGGUCCCAGGUAAUUUCUGUGGUGUACAUACUAGUGACUUUAAUGUUUGAAGAGCUUUUGUGUCAAGAUUUUUUUCAUCAAAGAGUCAUAGUUCAGUGAGUGCAUCUUGGUGGGCAUCUUGGACUGUAUUUCUCACAGUAAUAAGUUUUAUGCAGUAUCUUCAUAGUAUUUUUAAUGAAAUAAGGGAAUGUCGAGACAAGGAAAUGUCUCCUCUAGUAAGAAUGAGAGGGAACUACAAAUGGAGAGCUUAAGCCGUAAGUCUUGGGGAUAUUCUCUAAGACUUCCUCUCCUCUGUGGUACUGUAUGUCUUAUGGACUGUUAUUGUACUGUAUUGUGAUGCAGUAUUCUGUUGUAAACAUUGCUGUCUUUAGUGUCUUUCCACAAUGGGAUUCAGGAUUCAUAGUUGUUUAGAUAUUGGAGUUGCAAGUUAAACUGGUCAUUUACAUCACCCACAAUAGAAGUUUGCUCAAAUAGUUUGAUGCUUUGGAUUAAAAUAAAUUUCAUGUCUGAAGUGAAACUGUUCUCGGGUGUAGCCGGAUUACAGUAUAAGUUAAUAUUUUCCUGAAUACAGGCUGUAUUUUGGCAGAUUACAGUAUGUGAACACAUUAACCCGUAAGUGUUGUAAUAGACCAAUAAAAACAGUGGCUCGAUAAGUGAAGGGUAAUUGGACAUGGCUUUUGGUUUGAUUGUGUAGUUAGCAUCAAGGCAAUUUUACAUUUUUAUGUACAAAAAUAAUAAAGAAUAUCUUGGUCAA
This is a messenger RNA of Homarus americanus (American lobster), 8167 nucleotides long. It is a transcript of the gene Kua, whose product is annotated as plasmanylethanolamine desaturase-like. The record is from RefSeq and is a predicted model, not a curated record. The coding region runs from base 398 to 1261 and encodes 287 amino acids. NCBI's taxonomy places the organism in Eukaryota, Metazoa, Arthropoda, Malacostraca, Decapoda, Nephropidae. Gene Ontology annotation, molecular function: oxidoreductase activity. The transcript is spliced from 5 exons.